Molecule: messenger RNA, 1581 nt
Organism: Elephantulus edwardii (Cape elephant shrew)
Lineage: Eukaryota; Metazoa; Chordata; Mammalia; Macroscelidea; Macroscelididae
Product: cytochrome P450 4V2-like
Exons: 11
Coding region: 1-1581 (526 amino acids)
Molecular function (GO): monooxygenase activity; iron ion binding; oxidoreductase activity, acting on paired donors, with incorporation or reduction of molecular oxygen
Source: RefSeq, a predicted model, not a curated record
AUGAUGGGUUCCUGGCUGGUGCCCGCGGGGCAGAAGCUGCUGCUGUGGGGUGCAGCGAACGCCCUGUUUGUGGCGGGCGUCACCCUACUGCUGACCCUCCUGCCAAUGCUGGCGAACUAUGCGCGGAGAUGGCAGCAAAUGAGGGCCAUCCCGUCGGUCGCCGGCGCCUACCCGCUGGUGGGCCACGCGCUGAUGAUGAAGACUGACUCACAAGCCUUUUUUCAACAGAUAAUUGACUACUCUGAAGAAUUGCGACACAUGCCACUGCUUAAACUCUGGGUUGGACCGGUACCAAUGACCGCCCUGUAUCAUGCAGAAAACGUGGAGGUAAUUUUAACUAGCUCAAAGCAAAUUGACAAAUCAUCGUUCUACAAGUUCAUAGAGCCAUGGCUUGGUCAAGGACUUCUUACAAGUACCGGAAAUAAAUGGCGCAACAGGAGGAAAAUGCUAACACCUACCUUCCACUUUACAAUUCUGGAUGAUUUCUUAGAUGUCAUGAAUGAACAAUCUAGUAUACUAGUUAGUAAGCUUGAAAAACAUGUGGACAAAGAAGCAUUUAACUGCUUUUUUUACAUCACUCUCUGUGCCUUAGAUAUCAUCUGUGAAACAGCUAUGGGGAAGAAUAUUGGUGCUCAAAAUAAUGAUGAUUCCGAAUAUGUUCGUGCCGUUUAUAGGAUGAGUGACAUGAUACUUCAAAGAGUAAAGAAGCCCUGGUAUUGGUUUGACCUGUGGUACCUUAUGUUUAAAGAAGGAAGAGAACACAGAAGAAGUCUUAAGAUCUUACAUACUUUUACCAACAAUGUCAUCAGUGAGCGGGCAAGUCAGAUGAAGAGGGAAGAAGAAUGUAAAAACGAGAAAGACAGGGGCUCCAGCCUCACCAAAAAUAAGCGCAUGGCUUUCCUCGACUUGCUUUUGAAUGCAAUUGAUGAUGAGGGUAAAAAACUAAGUCAUGAAGACAUUAGAGAAGAAGUGGACACGUUCAUGUUCGAGGGUCAUGAUACGACAGCAGCUGCAAUAAACUGGUCCUUAUAUCUACUGGGAUCUUAUCCAGAAGCCCAGAAAAAAGUGGACAAUGAACUGGAUGAAGUGUUUGGAAAGUCUGAUCGCCCUGCCACCUUAGAAGACCUGAAGAAACUGAAAUACCUGGAAUGUGUUAUUAAAGAGAGCCUUCGCCUUUUUCCUUCUGUUCCUUUUUUUGCCCGGACUCUUAAUGAAGAUUGUGAAGUUGCGGGCUACAAAGUUUCAAAGGGCACUGAAGCCGUCAUCAUCCCCUAUGCGUUGCACAGAGACCCAAAAUAUUUUCCUGAUCCUGAGGAAUUCCAGCCAGAAAGGUUCUUUCCAGAGAAUAUGAAAGGACGCCACCCUUAUGCAUAUGUGCCCUUCUCUGCUGGACCCAGAAAUUGUAUAGGUCAAAAGUUUGCAAUAAUUGAAGAAAAGACUAUUCUUUCUUGCAUCCUGAGGCAGUUUUGGGUUGAAUGCAACCAGAAAAGAGAAGAACUUGGUCUGGCUGGAGAGCUGAUUCUUCGUCCUGAAAAUGGCAUCUGGAUCAAACUGAAAAGGAGAAACACUAAUGAACCCUGA